Spirodela intermedia is the source of this 4968-nucleotide messenger RNA. Lineage: Eukaryota; Viridiplantae; Streptophyta; Magnoliopsida; Alismatales; Araceae. The record is from the annotation of a GenBank genome assembly.
AUGGAACGGUGGUCUUCUGCUGAAUGUUCGUCGUUAAAAAUCCACAUUUCCUUUGCGAGGAAAGGACAAGUUUUUUCCAAACCGCUGGUUUAUCGUGCUUGAUUCAAACACAAUGGGAUCAUUUUCCUUGUCGGAUCGAAAGUUGUUUUUCUUGUGAUCCCAAUGAAUCGGUAUCACCUGCUCAGGUUGAGGUUUCUGGACUAGCUGUCCGCCCAAAGUCAGGAAAUCGUUGUCUCUGAUUCUGUGUCGUUAUGUUCGUCCUUUCCUGUUAAAUUAUAUAAGGUUGAUUAAUUUAAAAUUAUAUGCAGCGUCUGAAUGUCACAGAAAGAAUGGUCUUGGGACUAUUACGUUCGUCCUACUGCUUUAGUUGUAUUGGCUGGAUUUAUAUAAUAUUCUAUGCUGCACGAAAACUCCACAUAGGCAAUGCCCUAGUGCCUAUUGUCCUGGCGAUACUUUAGUUUGACCGUGUUUGGUGCACCUGUUUAACGGUUUGAUUUCAGGUGUUAGAAGCACAUUUGCAUAGCUAUUGAGUGAACCGUUAGAACACUCUGAGAAUGCUCUCGUUACUCGUUUUCAUGCUGAAUAAUCAGUGCUGAGAAUAUGCCUUAACCUUCAUUUUCUCAUCUUAGCUUUUGCCUUUGGAUGAAUUAGAAAAUAACCGACUUCCAUACAUAUAAUGGGAGCUUCGAUUUGUAUUUUAUUGGUCCAUCUGAUUAAUUAACUGUAUCGAAAGUACAACUAUACUGAAACUUUCAACUUUGUUUCAGAGACGCACUCAUGAGUCCUGUUAUAGAUGCACCAAUUGUGGUAGAUUCAGAAAAGGUAUUAUCUAUUUUACCAUCUCUCUUUCCUCAAGUUCUCAAUAUUUUACUUUUUGGAGUUAAAAGGACAUAUUUUGAAAAUAUGACAAAAUGAGCAAAGAUUUUUUUGCACGUGAUCAAGUCACCUUGUACCGUGUUAAAUGGUGAUUAUCAAGCAUCACAUUUUUUUGUCCUAAAUAUCAAUCAUUUGAUUCGUACAGGUGUGUCAUUUUUAAUUUAUUGGACGCCAUUUUCCAUAAAUUUGAAUUGUAUUUUCCCUUUUAUGUCUGGUCUGUAAUGUGAAGGACGUGGUCGUUAUACUUGUUGAUAUGUCUCUGCUCUUACCUGUCCAAAAAAUUAUAUUUUACUCAUCUCUCGAAAUAAUGCUGAGGAUGAUUUCACAUGCCAGCAGCCCUUGUCACCUAGUGGGCUCAAACAGGAUCUAAGUUGAACAAUUUGGAGAGAGUAUGUGUCAAAAAUUGUUUACCUAAGGUUUUGAAGAAGCUUUGGAGACUAGUUUAUUUGAACAGCAAGAACAGCAAAAACUGCAGUAUCAGGGGACCUAUGCACCUUUUGUUGUCACAGUGCCCUUUCUAACAGGAUUUACUCCCUACCCAGAAUUUUUGCCGAGCAUCAUAAUCUCCUAUGGCCCAAUGCAGAUUCUUUGAUAUGGAAAUAAGCUUGAAAUUUAUAAGGGAACGUGGCGCAGUUCUUUGAGGAAGAUGCUAUCGAUCCUGAAUUCCAUUCUCUGCCUAAGCAAAAUACGAAUACUUGAGAGUCGAGGAAUUUGUCAACCAGAAUACCUGGGCUAAUACAAUAAGUCAAUUGCCACUGGUCAAAGAAGAGACGUUCUUAGGCAUUUAUAGCAGGUGAGUAUGUUGAAUGAGCUGCCCUCUUUUAUUGUAGUACUAGGGGUCUACUUGAAUGAAACAGCACUUAUGUAUUGUUGAUGUGAAAUGAAAAAGUGCGCACUGUGAAUUAGUGGAACUAUUGGGACACGAAUUCACACUAGAUACAUCCUAAUAUGUUUGGUUCCCUGGUUUUCAAGCCUUUAUUUUUAAAUUUUCACAUUUUGCAUUUUUAUUGUAGUAGUGGAUGAAGUAAAUGUCCAGAUUCUACAUGAGCUGUAAAUUUAUCUCUCAAUAUAAUGUCACCGGCCUAUAUAAAGAAAUGUGUGUGUGUAUUCAUUGUGCUGAGGUCAGCUGUCAAUGUAUGUCUCUGAUACAGUGUCAUCCAUACAUCUAUUUCCCUGUGCCUCUACCAUUUUGUCUGGAAUUUUAUCAUCCAUCAACACUAAACUGGUCUGCUACAAUGAUCGCUGAGCUUUACAUUUAUGGAUCUUUCAUUUAAAGAUCUCAGAUCACCAGCCAAUAGCAUAUUAUGUGUAGUAACCGUGGUGUUGUAUGCAGGUUGAAAAUGGAAAUUCGCCAAGUGAGAAGAAAGUCAUAGUUAUAUUUGUCCUUGGUAAGAAUUCCUUAAUUUUUAGGUUCAACGAUGCCUUGGAGCUAGCAAGUUUUCUUAACUUCAAGUCUCGUUUCAUAGAAAAAAAGGGAGCAGGAAAGGAUGCUAUUUGACUUUGGCACAUGAGUGGUGGCUAUGGGAAACUAGUGUCUUGACUCGACCAUGCCCUUCCAUUCCUUAUAGAUGGAAUCUCCAACUAGAUUUCUUUAUAUUUGAAUCGAAAUGCCUCAUCUCAUAGUAGAGGAUUCUGCCUUCGGCCAGAAAAAAGGCUAGCUAGGCAAGUGUAGGCCUUGACAGUGCUCACACGUGGAGGUGGGGCGCUAGGAGAACAAGUGUAGGCUUUGAUUUGGACUCUCCCCUGCUUAGCUUGCUUUUGAAGCCGCUGAACUGACGUAGUGAUUGGCAUUCCUACCUGAAUCAGAGUAAGGAUCAUAAUGACAUUAUUCAUUUUUAUUUGGUCUUUUUUUCCUUCUAUGUGUAUAGCGUAUGCUGUGCCUUCAGAUCUAAAUAACUGGUCCUAGAACCAGAAAAAAUAGGCAUGCUAUACUCUUCUAUUGGCUCAAAACGUCAAUCUGAAGUCAACAUUGCUUGAGAAAGACUAGAUUCCGUAUUUCAUUAUUGUCUUGUAAUAAACAGAAUAGAUGGAGAAGAAGAGAUCCUUUUUUAUUUAAACAUGUUCAUUCGUUUAUACUACCCAUUUGAGUACCAUGCAACCCCCACGCCCUCUACUGUAUAAGGAACAAGUAGCAUGGCUUGUUGCACCCGAAUCAACAACCCUCCAAAGAUACCAGUUGUUCAUCACAACAGAACAUUUCUAGCUCUCAAUACACCCCCAAUGGCUGAUAGCUUCCAAGAAACACAAGCAGGAAAACACAAUAUCUGCCUUUGUCACUCCAAAUAUCCGGAUUCCCUACAGAGUUCCCUGUAGAUACUCCAACCGCCCUAUGAAUUGUAAAAGGUACCACCUGUUUUCCAUCUACUAUAAAAAAUAUCUUUCGUCCUGUACUGUCAUUUUAGAUUUGUGAAUCAAUGGAAGAAUUGGAACGCGAAUUCCACGCAAUAAUGCUUGUGUAAGAGAGGAAAUGCUAGAAAAACUCCAUAUCCAAUACUGCCCUGUCCUCUUGAAAAUUAAAGUGCUACCGUUUUCAGUUCAUCAAAUUCCCCAUUCCUUCCAUGGCUGAAGACAUGGGUGGGUGGGCCGACAAUAUCAUUUGCCUAACAGAGGAAAGGGUAAUCUCCUAUGUGAUGGUAUUUUAUUCUCAGCGUCCCAGAACAAUGAGAGUUCUAACCUGUACUGUAUCAUUAACUCUUCAGUGUCCUCUUUUGGGCGUACUUGAGAUUCUUGCCUUAUCCAGGACAGCAAACUCCAACGUCAUAUGCUUUAGCCUUUUGUAAAAUUUACUUAAUCCUCUUCUGCUUGCUUUGAUAGUUCUUGAGAAUCCUUUGGAAACACCUUAUUCUAUCUACUGUUUUUUAUUAUAAGAGCUAGAACCUAAGCACUUUUCUUCGCCAACUUCCCAUGUGACCGACCUCCACCAAUGAAAGAUAUUCGCCAUUAAUGCUUCAUUGCCCACGGUUUUCUUACUUCAUAGAUUCCUUGACACGACCUUCAUCGGCCGGCCCCACCCUCCCCCCACCACCUUCAUCAGAUUUGGUUCGCUGCUGCUUUGUGUUCAUUAUUUUCUGACAUCAAUUAUCGUCAAUCUCCGUGUAGGUGGCCCAGGUAGCGGAAAGGGCACGCAGUGUGCUCAUGUUGUUCAACAUUUUGGAUUCACACAUCUUAGCGCCGGUGAUCUUUUGCGUGCUGAAAUCAAUUCAGGCUCUGAAAAUGGGUACGCUUAAUCCAUUCACCGACCUCAAUCCCUUUCCGAAAAUGAAGAUAAGAUCGAACUGACUCGACUUUCCGUCUCCAAUGUCUGACGCAGUACGAUGAUCCAGAACAUGAUAAAGGAAGGCAAGAUUGUACCUUCUGAGGUAACUGUUAAGCUUCUUCAACGAGCAAUGAAAGAAAGCGGAAACUACAAAUUUCUCAUCGACGGAUUUCCUCGGAACGAAGAGAACCGCGCUGCAUUUGAGCAAGUCGUAAGUCGUCUUGUACCUCGUAGCUCGCCUCCAAUUAUUUAUGUAUACUUUUUAUGAAUGAACUGUUCGUGCAUCUGCAGACGAAGGUUGUUCCCGAAUUCGUGCUAUUCUUCGACUGUCCUGAGGAAGAGAUGGAGAGGCGACUUUUGAGUAGAAACCAGGUUAGGAGAACGCUUUGACUUUUGUUUUUCUUCCGUGGUUUGAUCCGAUGAAGCCUCCUCGGCUUUAACUAGGGAAGUCUGUUUCUCGAUGAAGGGAAGAGUUGACGAUAACAUCGAGACCAUUAGGAAGCGUUUCAAGGUUUUUGCAGAAUCCAGUGUCCCAGUAGUCGAAUACUACGCCUCAAAGGGGAAGGUUCGCAAGGUACCCACUUUCAUGGAUCCUUAGCUACCCGAGUUGACCAUUGAAUCGUCUCCAUCUCCCAUGGAAAUAACUAAGAGAUUAUGCUUUUGUGAUUUAGAUCGACGCAGGAAAGCCCAUCGACCUGGUCUUCGAAGAUGUGAAGGAAAUCUUCUCCCCAUUUGAUGCAGACGUAAGAUUUCCUCAUCUUUGCUUCAUGGGCAUGCAGAUCUCCACUCCCUGCUUCCCUUUGACUUUAGUCUCAUGUUCCUGGCAGGUCAACUAG